AUGUGUCCCGAAGUAGGCUCAGAACGUGAACCAGAAACUCAAGUCAGCGACAGUGAAAUCCUGAAGGAGGACUGCGAGUCGCUGCUGCAGAGCUGCGUGGACUGGCGCCGCGCCGCGCCCGGCCUCUCUCCCGCGGCGGUGUGCGCGCAGCUGUCCGCCGGCGACCGGCCGUGCGCGCCACUAGAGGCGCUACUGGCGCCAGCGGGCUCCGAGGCGCGAGUGGCGCCACAGGACGCGCUGACAGCGCCGUGCCGCGGCCGGCCGUGCAACCACAGCCGCGCCUGCCUGCCCAACAGGGACUGCGCCGCCGGGCGGCCCUGCCACACGCACCGCUGCUUGCCAGGGUGCCGGCUGGGGGAGGUGUCGCAGUACGUGGUGCCGGGCGACACGCUGGUGGUGGUGCCGCAGAGCACGGGCUGCGCCAGGCUGUGCCGCUGCCCCAGGCACGGCGGCGCCCUUCACCGCUGCGAGCCGCUGCCCUGCGCUCCGCCGCAGCCCUGCUGGAUAGGCACCACGCGCAUAGAGCACAACUCACAGUUCUACCUGGAGUGCAACCUGUGCGCGUGUUCCUCCGGAGAGCUGACGUGCACGCGGCGACAGUGCGACAGCAGCGCCGCCGCCUACAGCGGCCAGCCGUGCAACUGCCCGCCAGUGUACGCGCCAGUCUGCGCCGCCAGCGGCGUCACCUACGCCAGCGCCUGUCUCGCCAGGUGUGCGGGCGCCGGCGACGGAGAACUGGAGGCUGGCGCGUGCCCGGAGCGUGAUCCCUGCUCGAGACACGCGUGCCCGCGCGGCCAGCACUGCGUGCCUCUGCGGAGGGCGUGCCUGGAGGGAGCGCCGCGACACGCCUGCCGACAGCACCACUGCGUGGAGAAGGUGGAGUCAUGCAGUAGCCGGCCUCACGACCCCGUCUGCGACACCGAGGGCGAGGAGCACCCCAACCUGUGCUUCCUGCUGCACUACUGGAAGGCGCUCGCCUACCGCGGGCCCUGCCUCAAGAGCUGCUCGCUGUCGGGCGCCGUGUGCGGCGCGGACGGCGUGACGUACCGCUCCGAGUGCGAGGCGGCGGCCGCGCGCGUCCCCCUCGACUACGCGGGCCGCUGCUCCGGCUGCCGGGACCCGCGCAGGUGUCCGCCACUGGCCAGGCAGGGCUGCCAACCGCUGCGGCCGCCCGGCGCCUGCUGCCCUGUCUGCGCCGGAGCCCUCAUCCUCCUCUACAGCCGCAAACAGGUGGAGCUAUCGGUGCAGGCGGUGCGCGGCGACUCGCAGGCGUUGACGGUGCGGGCGGUGGUGGCGGCCCUGGAGCGCCUGGUGGCGGUGUCGGAGUGCGUGGUGCAGGGCUACGCCGGCGUGGGCCCGCAGCUGGUGGUGGUGGUGACCGCGCGCACGCCGGGCCGCGCGCCGUCGCACCUGCAGCUGGAGGCGUGCGCCGCCGAGGCGCGCAAGCUGUCUGCGCUGGUGCGCGCGCGCAGCCCGCGCCUCGCCGCGCAGCUGCCACUCAGUCUGCUGCUCGCCGCGGAGGACGUGACGGCCGCGCCGGAGACGUCCUCCGCGCAGAAGCCUGCCGGAGCCGGCGCCUGGCUCCUCGCCUUCGCUGUCACGCUAUGCCUCUCUAGAGGCUGCACCAGGCUACAUACACAUCAGGCGUCAGUGGAUUAACUGAACCACAGAAGAACACACCGAAGUAUCGUUCCCGUUCUAGCGUGGGAGUACUCUGCAUUUUACCCGGGAACCGAAAGUGUGACAUCUGUAUUUGUACUCUUCGAAGCACCAUAAGGUUUACUGUGGCGCGUGCAAAGUUUAGCUGUGUCUUCCCUCGUCACUCCUUAUGAAAAGGUGUGUUAGAGACAUGAUUUCUGGACUUCUUCACAGUCCUGGGUGGCUUCUGAUGGAAUACCAUUCAGCAGUUUCGUUACGCCGCUGGAUAAUAUGCAAAAUACUAAUUUUAUUCACAGUCGACUGGUUUUCGAGCUCUGGCAACAAAAAAGAAACACAGGCAGCAGAAAUUCAUUGCUGGAGAGAACCACGUGCCAGGAUUAUUUCCUGUGGGGUAGCAUCCAAGUACAUGCAAUUCCCAGUCACAAUUGCAUUGAAAAGUAUACUCAGGAUUUAAGGGAGAGAAGGGGUAGCUCAUAUAAGUUCUGCAAUAAAUGGCGAAACACCAUUGAGGUUUUUAGACACGUGACUCUGGCUUUCACUUACUAGUAGUCCAUAUCCUUAACAUGUUGUGGGUUUAUUCGGCCGAUACUCAAUUUAUGUAUCUGCCAUUCUCGUGGAUCAGGAUGCGGUCUCGGUUUGCAAGGAUCUUUGCCUUGUCGAGUGUGAGGUGACAGUCUCUCACUGAGUACGCCCUCGCACACGCACCACCCUUUUCCUGAUUCUGUCAAGGAAUUUUACUGGCAAAAUAUCUUGGAGGUGAAUCUGCUGUAGUCGAACCGUCGGCUCGCAAAUGAGCGUCGAUUUGAUUUUGCUUUUGUUCCAUCUCGCUUUCUCGCAAUGGGGAGAGUUCAGAAGUUUCUAGUUCCGAUUUUGUCAUUUUAUCUUAGCAUCAUAUUCCGGAAUACAUCAUUCGUCACUUGUGGUAUAGUGGCAUAAGAGGUCCGACUCCCUUGCAGGUCGUCAUUCUUCCCCUUAUCUAUUCCCUGAGUCGUUAUUUCGCCCCAUUUCUGCGCACUUUCACAUCCAGUCAAAUUCCGUGUUAAAGUUUCAUGAACGCUAAACAAGUUCAAAUUUUUCUCGCUGCUCAUCCUCCCCGUCAAUGGAUGACCUUACCUCACCAGACACGACACUCGAUCUGUAACGGCAUUCAUUUGCGACGAGGAGGACCUUCCCAUAUUUGUAUUCCACUUCGCCUCGGACAGCUGCAAAGGACUUGUGCCAUCUCAACACUUGAUCUCGUGUAGGAAGCUUUCACUAAUGGUAAAUACAUUAUGGUAGCUGUACUUUUAUGGCUGCGUGUGGUAUCAAAGGAAGGGUAGACACAUACACAAAAAUCUUUCAUAAAGCAUCCAAAACGACUGUGGAUAGAUUAUGUGUCUGAAAAAUGUGUCAAAUUCAAAACAAUGUUUCUUACGAAGUCAAAAAUGUUUCAACAGUUUUUAGCUCAGAAUGUGCUGUACAACACAUUUUACUGUCCUCUCUUUUCCCCUCUGCCUUCCCUGUUCCGGGGAUUACAGAUCCUCACACAAUAACCAAAGGAAUCGCCGAAUCACUCUCUUUGUAAGAAUCAGUGCAAAUAAUUACAACUUCAAUUAAGAUCUCAUACUAUGAUAGGCAAACUUGUGAGUCCACUUUUCCUCCACUUGACCGUCACCUACUAGAAACACAACACCCACCAGGAAUUUCAUACCAUUGCAACCAUGCCUUCACGUCUUUGCACCUAGGUUAAGAUAUCGAAUAGUGACAUACGAAACUUAGAGCCUUUUACCUUUGAGAAAAAUUCCCCGUGCUGUUAUGAACGAAUUCCUUCAACAGCAAUCAGAUAUGCUAAACGCUCACCCAGCAACCGUCCUUAGUUGCAGCUCUAGCCGUUCUCGAAUUGUCAGGCGACUACGUGAGCCAACACAGCUACCGACGAAAGCAUUAUGAAGCUACAACUACGGCAAUAAAACUGUUCAAUUUCUGUCAUAAUAUGUCGUUCCAAGACUGGUUUUACAUUAUUUAUGUACAUUCCCUUUCCGGUCAAAGCUAUCACAACACUAGGCCUACAAUUUUAUUGGGAUUUGAAGUGCGGAACUAUGAGAAAUCACUGCCAAGGACAAUUUAGUUUUAGAGGAAGUUAUUUAAUACUUUUACCAGUAGAGAGGAGUAAAAAUACUUUUCUCAUUUAACGUAGUGGUCACUGGAGGCAACUUUUUGCAUCGUUAAGCAGAUGAUCUCAGAAAAUGUUAAAGACAGCGGUUUUUAACUUCUGCCAUUGAAGUAACGUCUAAAGAUUUCAAACAACCUCCCUUCCUGCCUAACAAAGAGCACAUCACAGUAAUAGUGAAGAACCUUACGUUGGUGGUUGUUACCAAUGAUAGCAUUGUGAUUUUGUGUGCCAAAGAUGUUAUGUUGUAUUUUCUCUUGGUGUCAAUAUUUUUUUAUGCAUACACAUACUGAUGAUUUUGUAUUUUCUGUAAGUUUCCAUUUUCUAGUCUCCCUUCCUUCAAAGAUUGUGUAGUAUGUUAUGAAUAUUAAUUUCUAAAGUAUAAACUUGUUAGCGAUGUUAAUAUUUUUG
Molecule: messenger RNA, 4219 nt
Organism: Schistocerca serialis cubense
Lineage: Eukaryota; Metazoa; Arthropoda; Insecta; Orthoptera; Acrididae
Product: reversion-inducing cysteine-rich protein with Kazal motifs-like
Exons: 8
Coding region: 1-1659 (552 amino acids)
Biological process (GO): extracellular matrix organization
Cellular component (GO): plasma membrane
Molecular function (GO): metalloendopeptidase inhibitor activity; protein binding
Source: RefSeq, a predicted model, not a curated record